AUGUUGCGCCCGGUUCGAACCGAGUACAAGCCGCCGUCGCCGUCGCCGUUGAACUCUCCUUCGCGCCUUCCCACCGGCGCCGCCGCUGGGUGGCCGGGCGGUAGGGGGAGGGGCAGCGGCAGCAGCAGGGGGCAAUGGUGGCGGGGGGCUUUGGUCGGGGCGGUCUCUGCCCUGAUCGUGUGCGGCGCGGGGAGGGUGCUGCUGGGCGGCGCUGGCGGCGGGAGCGGUGGCGGCGGGAGUGGUGGCGGCGGGAGUGGCGACACCCGGGGCCUUGCUGAGGAGGAGACCAGGAACCAUGGCGAGCGCUGUCCGGUUUUUAACGCCGUCACGGGGGAGACGAAGGUUCCGGACGAUUCGCCACCGAAGAAAAUCGAGACGUUGAUCAAGCCCGGGAAGGCUUACCCCAUCAAGUCUCAGGACUGGGCCACACGCGUGUACGCGGCUAAGUCGGCCAGGAGCCAGGCGUCCAAGGGGGCGGGACCGGACGAGAUCGGUCGGGCCGCGCUCUCGAAGCGGUUGGCUGCGCGCCAGCUACAGGGGCCACGGGAAGAAAGCGGAGGAACCGCUGCCGUUUUGACUCUCCUGGUGGCCGACGCCAAGAAGCCACAGCCGUUCCUGUCCGCUCUCGGGGGGAGACAGAGCUGGGACCCCGAACAUCGCGCGACAGCGGCGGCGGCAGGAGCGGGGGAAGCUGAGUGGGCUUGGGAAGAGGUGUUCGUCUGCGAGGAGGACGAGGGUGCCCUGGACGGGAUCUUGGGCUCGCGGGGGGAGGGGGAGGCAUGGCGAGAGGCGCUCGAACGAGGGGCGGUCAAGCUGGUACCCUGUAGCUCCGGGGGGGCGGACGAAAGGCGAGCCGGCGAGCUGUCCCUCGCGUGCGCCGCCGGGGACGCCUCCGUGUCUGAGUUCGUGUGGGUGCCGGGGCCGGCGGUGGCGGAGGCCCUGGGCAUGGCGGACGCGAAGCGGUCGACCCCGUCGGGCAGGGGUGCGGAGGUCGUGGCGAGGCUCUCCAGGGCUGCCGCCGCCACGGGAGUGGAAGGCGUUUUCGGGGUGCGGGGAUGGCAGCGCACGCAGGACGCGCCCCGGCCGAAGCGGCAACGCCGGGGUCUGCUGGUGCAGUCAGGAGGUGUGGUCGGCGGGGAACCUAGACGCGACGCUCCCGAACCGGCACAACCCGAUGGAGAACCGGAAGGCGAAACGGCGGGAGGGGGAAGAAGAAGUCUCCUCAAGGCGUUCAAGCGGACAGGACGAGACGAGAAGCCCUGGCAGUUCGUGGGGGGAGCUGGUGCUGGCGCUGAAACCGGUGCCGGUUUGGUGGAGGUGGACGCUCUCACGGACGCUUUGUUCGUCAGAGGAACCCACCUCAGGCACGCGUGCGCCCUGCUCCGCAACGCCGGCACCAGCGGCAGAGCAGCGGGAAGAAGGCUUGGGGUGUCGUCUGCCGGUGACGGCGGCGAGGAGGAAACGAGUGACUUCGUCGACGGCCAAAGGCAAGAACAAGAAGAAGAAGAAGCAAAAGAACGAGAACAAGAACAAGGCAUAAGCCCCGACCGCCGCCGCCGCCGUGCUACCAUGGCGAAGACGACGGGAAACGAAGCAGCAAACUCCGCGAUCAGCUUCAUGAAGCUCCCGGCAGUGUCCUACGUCCUCCGCAAGACCCUCGGGGUGCGGAGCUACGCCUCCAGCGAGCUGCUGCCAUGGGGGGGACCGGAUGGCGGAAAGGUCCGCUGGUCCUGGGGCGGCGGGAAGGGCGACGACAACCUGGGGAGCUUCGAGGCUUCAGUCCCGGGCAGCGAGUUCUUGCCGUGGGAGUGUCUGUCCCGUUCGGGACUGGAGCCCGUGCUUCUCUCCGUGACAGAUCUGCGAGACCUACGAGCGAUCAAGGCGGAGAUCGCGUACGUCCUCCUUCCCGAGGAGGACGUGCCCAACUCCCUCUGGCUGGCGAGGCUAGCGCCGACCGCCCUGUCCAGCUGGUCCCGCCCGCGGUUCUCGGUGUCGAUCAUCACGAACGACCGGCCCCGGUCCCUCUCGAGGCUGCUCGAUUCUCUCCAACGUUCCAGGCUCUUCGGAGACGAGAUGGCGGUAGAUUUUUACAUCGAGAGCUCGGCCGACGACGACACUUUGGGCGUCGCGGAGAGGUUUUCGUCCGUGUGGGGGGACCGGGGACAAGUACAGACCCACUUCCGGGUCCUGAAAGGCGGCUUGAUUCGCGCCGUUACGGAAUCUUUCUUCCCUUCCGACAGGGACGACAUCGGGGUUUCGCCGCAUUUUUACGCCUGGGGGAAGUGGGCCCCCCUGACUUACCAGUACGGGGCCCCCUCGGACUUCAUGGAGAACAUGUACGGCGUCAGCCUUUCCAUUCCGAGGGUCGACGAGCUGAACAAGAAGCGGCACGUGUACGACAGCAACAAGCUCAUCGCUUCCAUUCCGGGCGGGGCGAAGUACAUGCCCUACCUGCACCAGCUGCCCUGCAGGUGGAAAACCUCAUGGAAGCGCUUCUUCAUCGAGAUGGCCUACCAGGCGCAGUACUACAUGCUCUACCCCAACUUCUUCAACCAGACUUCCUUCGCCACCAACUGGUUAGAGGCCGGCGAGCACAUCAAGAUCGAUCAGGAUAAGGCCAACGACGGUAAACCCGCGCCCGCUGCCCCCAAGGUGCCUCCUCACGACCCCGUGGCUUACUUGUAG
Ectocarpus siliculosus is the source of this 2685-nucleotide messenger RNA. Lineage: Eukaryota; Phaeophyceae; Ectocarpales; Ectocarpaceae. The record is from the annotation of a GenBank genome assembly.